AAUGUAUUACUAAGAGAUGAACAAAAAGUAAGAAUAGGCUGGUGUGUAACAAAAAUAAACAGAACAGUAUUAUUAAGAUUCUCUUGAUCAAUACAAUGGCAAACCUUAUGGAAAUUAUAAUCAUAACAAUCAAGAUAACAAUUAUCAGGAUUAUGAACAUUAAUAACCACAAUUAUUGUAAUAAUCAAAUAAAUAUGAUCAUUAUUAAUAACCUAAUGAUGAUGAAGCACUUUAUUAAAAAGUAUAACAGUUAUUUCUAUUGUUUAGUAUAAAUAAGGAAAUAAUGUUAAUAAACAAUAUUCAGCAAAACCACCAGUUGCAUAAUACAACCCAAUCACUGGUAUUGCAUAUGGUGCUCAAAAUAAUUAGAAUAGUUAGAAUGCCUACAAUGGAGAUACUAACAAUAAUUAUUAAGGUGGUUCACAUUAAAAAACUAAUCCAUAUGAAUAAUAAUAAUAAUAAUAAGAUGAUGCUCUUAGCUAAUUUAGUUAAAGUAUGAUUUACAUUUCUAUUAUUCUAUAGUGUAAUAGCAUAAAAUAACAUCAAUGAAAAAUAAGAGUUCUAAUAUCUUUAAUGUAGAUCUCUAAGAAACUGAGAAUAUAAACAAUACUAGAUAGAAUAGUAGAGUCCUCAGUAGAAAGAAGGAAUUAGAUGAGGCUUAAUAUAAAGGCUAUGGUAAUUAUUAAAUCUUAUACGUAGGAUAAUUUUAUAAGAAUCCUAUAGAAUAAGCUCCAACUUAAUAUAAGGAAUAAAAAUUUGUCAAUAGAAACAAAAUUGACAAUCAUAUAUUUCCUAAAUGA
Molecule: messenger RNA, 800 nt
Organism: Paramecium sonneborni
Lineage: Eukaryota; Ciliophora; Oligohymenophorea; Peniculida; Parameciidae
Source: the annotation of a GenBank genome assembly